Molecule: messenger RNA, 3799 nt
Organism: Thamnophis elegans (Western terrestrial garter snake)
Lineage: Eukaryota; Metazoa; Chordata; Lepidosauria; Squamata; Natricidae
Product: unconventional myosin-Ie-like
Exons: 28
Coding region: 299-3604 (1101 amino acids)
Biological process (GO): actin filament organization; vesicle transport along actin filament
Cellular component (GO): actin cytoskeleton; plasma membrane; vesicle
Molecular function (GO): microfilament motor activity; actin filament binding; ATP binding
Source: RefSeq, a predicted model, not a curated record
CCGCCCCAGCCCGAAACUCUCCAGCCGGAGCGCCUACCUGUCGGAGCCUGUCCGGCCGCGGCGGGGAAGGAAGGCAGGAGAGCCCGCCGACGGCGCGCUUGGUCUGCUGCUCCGGGGAGCCGCUCGCCUCCUCCCUCCUCCCUCCCUCCCAGCCGGGCAGGGGCGUCCGAGCAGAGGGUCCCGGCGGGGGCGAUGCUGGACCCUUGAAAUCCCCCCCACAUACACACCGGCCUCCACCUGCCGAGCCGCGGCGAGGAACCGGAGCUGCGGCGGGCGAGGAGCGCAGCCAGCCGGCACCAUGGGCAGCAAAGAGCGAUCCCACUGGCAGAUGCAGAAUGUCAAGCAGAGCGGAGUGGACGACAUGGUCCUCCUCUCGAAGAUCCACGAAGACGCCAUUGUGGAGAACCUGCGGAAGAGGUUCAUGGACGACUACAUUUUUACCUACAUUGGGCCCGUCCUGAUUUCCGUCAACCCCUUCAAGCAGCUGCCUUACUUCACUGACCGAGAGAUUGACAUGUACCAGGGGGCGGCCCAGUACGAAAACCCUCCGCACAUCUACGCCCUGGCGGAUCAGAUGUACCGCAACAUGUUGAUUGAUGGGGAGAACCAGUGCGUCAUCAUCAGUGGGGAGAGCGGAGCUGGCAAGACGGUGGCGGCCAAAUACAUUAUGGGUUACGUCUCCAAAGUGUCCGGCGGAGGGCCGAGCGUCCAGCAUGUGAAAGAUAUUAUCCUCAAAUCUAACCCCCUCCUGGAGGCCUUUGGGAACGCAAAGACUGUGCGGAACAACAAUUCCAGCCGAUUUGGCAAAUAUUUUGAGAUCCAGUUCAGCCGCGGUGGGGAGCCGGAUGGGGGCAAAAUCUAUAACUUCCUGCUGGAAAAAUCCCGCGUGGUCAGCCAGAAUUCCGGAGAGAGAAACUUCCACAUCUACUACCAGCUGCUGGAGGGAGCCAGCCAGGAGCAACGGGAGAAUCUGGGGAUCACCAGCCCGGAUUACUACUACUACCUCAACCAGUCGGCGGCCUAUAAGGUGGACGACAUGAAUGACCGGCAGGAUUUCCAGGAAACUCUGGCAGCCAUGGGGGUGGUUGGCCUCUCGGAGGAAGAGCAGGCCCUGGUACUCCAGAUAGUAGCUGGCAUCCUGCACCUUGGCAACAUCACUUUCCAGGAGUCAGGCAACUACGCCGUGGUGGAAAGCAGGGAUUUCCUGGCCUUCCCCGCCUACCUCCUGGCCAUCGACCAGCAGCGCCUGCAGGAGAAACUGACCAGCCGCAAGAUGGACGGCAAGUGGGGUGGCCGGCAGGAGGUCAUUGACGUCACCCUCAACGUGGAACAGGCCAACUUCACCCGCGAUGCUCUUUGCAAGGCCCUCUACGCCCGCCUCUUCGACUUCCUGGUGGACGCUGUCAACAAAGCCAUGGAGAAGCAGCACCAGGAAUACAACAUCGGCGUCCUUGACAUUUACGGCUUCGAAAUCUUCCAGAAAAACGGCUUCGAGCAAUUCUGCAUCAAUUUUGUGAACGAAAAACUCCAGCAGAUUUUCAUCGAGUUGACCCUGAAGGCUGAGCAAGAGGAAUACGUCCAGGAGGGAAUCCGAUGGAGCCCCAUUGAUUAUUUCAACAACAAAGUGGUGUGCGACCUCAUCGAGAACAAAGUGAAUCCCCCGGGGCUCAUGAGCAUCUUGGAUGACGUCUGCGCCACGAUGCACGCCAAAGGCGAGGGGGCCGACCACACCUUGCUCCAGAAGCUCCAGUCGGCACUGGGCACGCACCCCCAUUUCAACAGCUGGAACAAGGGCUUCAUCAUCCACCACUACGCUGGCAAGGUCUCCUACGACGUGGAAGGCUUCUGCGAACGCAACCGGGACGUCCUCUUCCCGGAUCUGGUGGAGCUGAUGCAGAGCAGUGAGAUCCCCUUCAUCCGGGACCUCUUCCCCGAGAGCCUCAGCACCGAGAAGAAGGGCCGGCCCACCACGGCAGGCAGCAAGAUCAAGAAACAAGCCAACAGCCUGGUCAGCACCCUGAUGAAGUGUAGCCCUCAUUACAUCCGGUGCAUCAAGCCGAACGAAACCAAGAAGUCCCGAGAUUGGGAGGAGAGCCGGGUGAAGCACCAGGUGGAAUAUUUGGGGCUGCAGGAGAAUAUCCGGGUGCGACGGGCCGGCUACGCUUAUCGGCGAGUCUUCCAGAAGUUUCUCCAGAGGUACGCCAUCCUGACUCGGGAGACGUGGCCCUGCUGGCGUGGGGACGAGAGGCAGGGCGUGGUGCACCUGAUGAGGUCGGUCAACAUGGACCCCGACCAGUUCCAGCUGGGACGGACCAAGGUGUUCAUCAAAGCCCCCGAAUCGCUUUUCCUUCUGGAGGAGAUGCGGGAACGGCGCUACGACGGCUUCGCCCGGGUGAUCCAGAAGGCCUGGCGCAAACAUGUGGCCGUCCGCAGGAACAUGCAGAUGCGAGACGAAGCCUCCAACCUCGUCCUGAACAAGAAGGAACGCCGUCGCAACAGCCUGAACCGUAACUUCAUGGGUGAUUACAUCGGCCUGGAUAACCAUCCCGAACUCCGCCGUUUCCUCGGCCGCAGGGAGCGGGUGGACUUCGCCGACACCGUCACUAAGUACGACCGUCGCUUCAAGACCGUCAAACGGGACCUGAUCCUCACCCCCAAAUUCCUCUACCUGAUCGGGCGGGAGAAGGUGAAGCAGGGCGCGGAGAAAGGGGCCAUUCGGGAGGUCCUGAAGAGGCAGCUGGAGGUGGAGAGGAUCCAGUCCGUCUCCCUCAGCACGCUGCAGGACGAUUUCCUCAUCUUGCACGAAUCCCAGUACGACACCGUGUUGGAAUCCGUCUUCAAGACCGAGUUGUUGAGUCUACUCUACAAGCGAUACGGAGAAAGGACUCAGAGACAGCUGCCCAUCAAAUUCAGCAACCAGCUUGAGUUCAAGGUGAAGAAGGACGGCUGGGGGCCCUGGGCAGCGGCUGGCUCCCGACAGAUCCAGUUCCAGAUCUGCCAGGGGGAUCUGGCGCUCCUCCGCACCAACGGCAAAGUGCUGGUGGUCAGCAUUGGGCCGGGUCUACCUCGCAACGUCCGCCCAAACCGGAAGGACACCAGGAAAAGCCGAUACUCGGCGGGAGGCCCUGCCCUGGGCUGGAAUGCCCAGACCAGCACAGGGCCGGCGUGGGGCAGCCACAGCCAGGGUGCCAGGCCUUCCUUCCAGCAGCGUCAUUCCAUCACCCGCCAGGGCAGCAUGGAGCAGCCCAGCCUGCCGCGCCAGGGAGCCAGCCCGCGUGCCCGAGCCUUCCCCGCAGGACCCCUUGACUUGGGCUUCAUGAAUGUCCCUGACCAAGGGGUGGCUGGCCUUCGGCGCCACCUUAGCAAAGAAGCCAAACCCGUGCCAGGAGGGGGCCGUGCCAAGCCGAAACCUAAACCCAAACCCCAUCCGGGCCUUCCCCGGUGCCGGGCUCUCUACGCCUACGACGCCCAGGACACGGAUGAGCUCAGCUUCAACGCCAACGACGUCAUUGAAAUAGUCAAGGAAGAUCCGUCGGGAUGGUGGGAAGGCCGCAUCCGUGGCAAGGAAGGGCUGUUUCCAGGGAACUACGUGGAGAGGAUCUGAGGCGGAGCUGGCACCAGGGGCUGCCCCACAGCUUCCUCUUGGGGGCUGGAAAAGACCGGGAGUUUCCUACGGGACGUUACCAGAGGGGGGCAGCCGAUACUCGCAGGAGGGCGAGGAAAAGGCGCCUGGUUGACAGGCAGAAACUGGGCGCCACUUGGCGCCCUCUGAACGCGGCCAAGAUAACCAGUGUUUCCU